Molecule: messenger RNA, 2154 nt
Organism: Adelges cooleyi (spruce gall adelgid)
Lineage: Eukaryota; Metazoa; Arthropoda; Insecta; Hemiptera; Adelgidae
Product: zinc finger protein 235-like
Exons: 5
Coding region: 148-1575 (475 amino acids)
Cellular component (GO): nucleus
Molecular function (GO): zinc ion binding
Source: RefSeq, a predicted model, not a curated record
AAUUCAAUUUAUUAUCAAUGAAGUAUUAGUAUAAAGACAAUAUUGUUUAAAAUAGUGUUUUACAUUUAUGUGAACAAUAAGUGUUUUCUGUAUUUUUUUUAAUAUAAAAAUAUUUUAGGUGCAUCACCAAAGUAUACAUUUUGGAUAAUGGCUCCUGUGGUUGAUGUGGAAAAAGUCUGUCGAUUAUGUUUCCGAGAAGACGAUGGUCGUAGCAAAAUGACUUCAAUUUUUGAAAGACAUGAACUCGAAGAUACUAUAAGAAAAUGUGUGCAAAUAGAGGUAUCAUUGAACGGCGAUGAGCCAACAAACAUUUGUGCUAGCUGCAUGUUAAGCUUAGAUUCGUGGAAUAAGUUUAAAAUACUAUGUGACAAUACUAAUGCUUUUUUGCAGCAAUACAUACAAGACAACAUAGAAACAGAACUAGAUUUUAAUGGUGAAAUAUCAAAUUUAGGUCCACUCGGUUUUACUCCAUCUCAGAUGUCUGAUUUGAGUAUUGGACUACUUGAGAACGAUUCACUAUGGAAUUGUAUGUCACAACAUUGGAAUGAUGGUGAUACUUCGACAGAACUACCGUUACCAAAAUAUACGAAAAAAGUAGGACCGCCAGCUAACUCGUCUAUUGGAGCCAUAUCAGAUGAUGAUUGUGUAGACAUGACAUUAGACCUUUUAAGUAAAAGAAACACCGAUUAUCAGUACAAUGAGGUACAUUGGUGGAAUUCCAAAGCAAUAUCAAUGAAAAAAAUUGAGAAAGAAAAUUCUAAACAAUCUAAAGGACUAUCGAAAUCAAUGGCUAAGUAUAAUCGGUAUUAUCGUAAAACAUAUUUCUGCACUUUCUGCCCUGAAUCGUUUACAAGAUUUAACGAUCUCAUUUCACAUGAUUUGGUUGUUCACAAUGAUUUACCAAAGAAUCAUUUCUGUAAAAAAUGUGGAAAGGUGUUUUUGUCCGAAGGAAGACUUCAAGUACAUGAAAACAUUCACAGAGAAAAAUUAUUUAAAUGUCAGUUGUGCUUAAAAAAGUUCACACAAAAAAAAACUCUCGAUAAUCAUUUAAAUGUUCAUAUUGGUCAGUUCAUGUGUCAAAUAUGUGGUUUUAAGUCGCCCAACGCACACAACUUAAAAAUUCAUGAGAGUACUCAUUCCUUAGUUAAAAAUCAUUGUUGCAAUGUUUGUGAAAAAAAUUUUGCCACAAUGUCAUCAUUACGUAGACACAAGCGUCUCGUUCAUCAGAAGAACGUUAUGUUUCGUUGUGAUUUAUGUGAUUAUACGACUAUGCAACCAUCAAAUCUAAAGUAUCAUAAGUCUAGCCAUACGGCACAGACGUACGUUUGUCAUUUAUGCGGCAGAACUUUCAAAAAUCAAUUUCUGUACAAUCAUCAUGCAGAAGUACACGAAAUGCCGAUGUUUACUUGUGCUCAUUGUAAAAAAGCAUUCAAAAAAAAAAAAUACCUAAAGGACCAUUUGAGUAACAGCCAUGGACUAGGAUGCAUCACAAACCGAUCGUAUAAAUGCACUAUAUGUUCUAAAACCUUUUCGAGACCUAUAUAUUUAAAUAAGCAUACAAAAAAAUUUCAUUAGUUUCCAUAAAUAUAUUAUUAGUUUUAGAAACAUAAUUAACUAAUAACGAGAGCUAUGAUUUAAGGAAUUGUUUUUAUUGAACAUGUUUUCAUGGAAAUUAUACAUUAUACAAUUAUAUAGAUUUGUAUUUUAUAACAAUAUAAUUUUGUAUAAAACACAUCAUUGUAAUAACAAUACCUUCUCAGUUCCCCAUUGAAGCUAAAAUACCAUUAUACUGAUGUAAAAUGAUACAUCAAAGAGAUAAUUCUAAAAAUGUGUAAAUUAAGAUGUAUAUUAUCGGAGCAUUUGUUUUGUCAUACUGGCGCAACUAUGUAGUUUAGUGUAGGCAUAAUGGUGUAUCGGCUAACUUGGGGCAUUAUGGGUGUAUUGGUUAAAUACAAUAAUAUAUUACAAUAUGAUAAUAUAAUAUAGAGUAUGAAUUAUUUUACCCCAAGUCCCAAAUUAGCCUUGAUGCCCAAAGUUAGCCGGUUUUACAGUAAUAAACAUUUUUUCUCAAGUGCAUAAAAAAUUGUAAAUAAAUCACGUCUUCUUAUAAAAUUAAAUGAUAUUUUAAUUUUAAUAACGAUUGCACUGUUGAAA